This is a messenger RNA of Paramecium primaurelia, 1334 nucleotides long. The record is from the annotation of a GenBank genome assembly. NCBI's taxonomy places the organism in Eukaryota, Ciliophora, Oligohymenophorea, Peniculida, Parameciidae.
AUGAAUUCAAACUUAGAAUUGGUUCAAAUGUUAAAAGAUCUUCAAAUUUAUAAUUCCAUUGAUAAUAACUUUAGCCCUGAUCAUAGCUAAUUAGUAAUGAUAUAUGAAAAAGUAAUUGGAUUUAUUUUUAUGUUAGUUUUGUGAUUUAAUAAAUUUUGAUGAUAAUUUUACUUUAGAAAAUUCAACAUUGUAAUUAUUUUAUAGAUGUAAAUUAAUGUGUAAAACAGUUGGAGUAGCUGAUUUUUAGAUGAUGGAUUUAACAGAUCCAGAUUAAAAAAGAAUGAAACACAUUCUUACACAAUUAUGUAAAUAUUGUAUAUGGAAAAAAGAUUAAAGUUAAAAAUGGGAAAAAAGAGACAAAGAAAUAGUAAUUCAUUUAUUUUUAUAUAAUUUUAGGUAUAAUUAGAAGAUAUUGAUUUAUAAUAAACUAGAAAAUAAAAAAAUGAAUUAGAAGAUUUAAUAUAAAUGAAAUAUAAAGAUAUGGAUUUGAAAAAGAAGAAAUUUGAAUAAUAUAAAUAAAUGAAACAUAAAUGUGAAACAGAUUUAUUAGCUAAAAGAAAUUAAAAUUUAAAAUUAUAAAAUUCUAUUUCAUAAAAUUAAAAUGAAUUAAAAGAUGCAGAAAAAAAGUUUAAGAAUUUAAUUGAGAAAUUGUAAGUAGCUCAAAAUGAAUUAUCAAUAUUAGAAAGGUAAUAUUAUAUAUUUAUUUUUUAAGUAUGAUAGUAAAAGAUCCAAAAAAUUUAGAAAAGAAAGUAAAUGAUAGUUAAAGAAGAGUUGAAAGUCUAUAAAUUGAAGUAGAUAAGUGUUAAAAGGAAUUAUAAAUUGAAACAUUUAAAAUUGGAAAGAUUUAUAAAUAAUUAUAUUAAGAUUAUGAUAUAUUUUUGAGAUUACUUGAAUAAAUAAAAGAAUCAGAAAGUGCUUUAAUUUAAGAAGAUAAAAAUUUUGAAAAAUCUAAUGAUUAAAUAUUUACAGCAACUAAUAAAAUACUCUAAGAAAACAUGGCCUUAUAAAAAUUACAAUAAAAUAAAGAAUAAUUAUAAUAAUAGAAAGUUGUUGAAUCUGAAAAAAAUAAUUCAUCAAAUUAAUAUAGUUUAUAAUCUUUAAUAGAUUUAUAAAAUAAAUUACAAGAAUUACAAGUUGAAGUGAAAAAAGAAUAAUAAGAAUAUCUAUCUAUAUAACUUAUGAAAUAAGAAUAAUAAAAGAUUAUGUCUGAAAAUGAUGAAAUAAAAGCAGCUAUUGAAGCAAAUCUCAAAUAAGUAGUGACUCAAUAAAAUAAAGAAAUUGAAUAAUAUACAAAAAAUAUUGAAAUCUUACUUAAUAAAAUAGAAUUUGAAUGA